GGAGUAGGAGCAACAGCAAGUCCCGCGCGCACAGUGCGAUGGGCGGCAUGCUGCAGACUGCGGGUCAGCCCGCCUGCACUGCGGAGUCGGCGGCUGCGAUGGACGGAGAGUGGGGUAGAAGAGUGCCCCUGGCCCGGACUGGAGCAACUGAGAUGCCUGAUGAUUGCCUGACUACUGAAGUAUUUUGACUGCUGAGUUUACCUUUCUGACAAUGAACAGUUCAAAAUCACCAGUGUUGGCUGGAAACGGUAUAUUUUCCAACACAACCUGUCGCACAGAAAAGAAGAUCUCUGUGUUUUUUUCUGUAAUUUUUAUGACAGUGGGAAUUUUAUCCAACACUCUUGCAAUAGCUAUUCUAAUGAAGGCUUAUCAGAGAUUUAGACAGAAAUCAAAAGCUUCUUUUUUGCUUUUGGCUAGUGGCCUGGUUAUCACAGACUUGCUGGGUCAUCUCAUCACUGGAACUAUUGCAGUAUUUGUAUAUAUAUCUGACAAAGACUGGAUUCGAUUUAAUCAGUCAAAUGUUCUCUGUAGCAUUUUUGGCAUCUGUAUGGUGUUCUUUGGACUAUGUCCCCUUUUUCUGGGCAGUGUGAUGGCUGUUGAGCGCUGCAUAGGAGUCACAAAGCCAAUAUUUCAUUCAACAAAGAUGACUUCUAAACAUGUAAAAAUAAUGUUGACUAUGGUAUGCCUUUUUGCUAUUUUCAUUGCAUUGCUGCCUAUAUUUAGGUUGAAAGCCUAUCAAAUUCAGGCAUCAAGGACCUGGUGUUUUUAUAAAACAGAAGAUGUUGAAGACUGGGAAGACCGAUUUUACCUCCUACUUUUUUCAUGCUUAGGUUUACUGGCCCUUGGUAUUUCAUUCUUGUGCAAUGCUGUGACGGGAAUUACACUUUUGAGGGUCAAAUUUAAGAGUCAACAGAGACAAGGCAGAUCUCAUCAUUUUGAGAUGAUCAUACAGCUGUUGGCUAUAAUGUGUGUCUCUUGCAUUUGCUGGAGUCCAUUUCUGGUGACAAUGGCCAGUAUUGGAAUAAAUGAAAAUCAUUUCCGGGAAUCCUGUGAAACAAUACUUUUUGCUCUCCGAAUGGCAACAUGGAAUCAAAUUUUAGAUCCGUGGGUAUAUAUUCUUCUAAGAAAAGCUGUUCUUAAAAAACUCUUCUCGAUUGCUAGGAGGUGUUGUGGUGUGCACCUCAUUAACUUUCAUUUGUGGGAACUCAGUUCUAUUAAAAAUUCUUUAAAAAUUGCAGCAAUUUCUGAUUCACCAGUUACUUCCAAGCAAAUGAAUCAGCAGCCACUCAGCUCAGCAGGGCAAUAAAAUGUAUUACAGAGAAUGGUGAAAUGAGGGUGGUAGUGAUAAUGAAGCACCUCAAUAUUUGAUAGGGUGUGAAUGAGCUCGUAUUUUCUGGUUUUUCAAAACAAGAAUUUCGUUUCUGUUCUCAAUGUUUACCAAUCUGGAAUUGUUAUUACAACGUAGUCACCUUCCAAAUUUACUUUUUAAGGAGGCUUGUAAUCCUGUUGCUGAAGACCCAGGACUGUAUAACAGAACAGAAAAUUAUCUGUUACUAUACCCGACAAUUAAAAGCUUUGCUAAAAUCAAAAUAUUAAAAAUAGAGGGUGAUAUUAACAGUUCCUGAAACACUUUUGAAAGUAAUAGCUAAGCUAGGCAUUUAGAGGUCCCAUUUAUUUCAGUGGAAGUGAUUUAAGAAGUGUUCAUUUCUCACCAUGAAAAAAAAUGAUGCUUAACUAAAUCAGGUUUAUAGCACACUUAUAUAGAAAAUAUAUUUUGGACAGAUAUUCAGGUAUAGACACUUGUGAGAAGGAACAGAAAGUUAUUACAAAUUUAAAGGAUAGCAAGAAAAUCUGUUUAGUUAGUAAAAUAUCAUGCUGAUGUAGCACCCAAGCCUGUCAAGUGUUAAUAGCAAAAAUUACAAACCUGAAGUCUUAACUAUAAAUAUGAGAAUUCAUGAUUAUAUCUCCUGUAUAUUUAGUUUUAUUUCAGAUAAAGCACAGGGGAAUAGGAUGGUUUGAAUUAUGCCAGUGAUUCUUAGCUAUGAGUAUUUAACUCUUUCCUUCAUGCAGUUUCUUGGACAGAAAUUCCUUCUCCUGCCCUCCCACAGUGACUCUGCUUCAAGAAGUCUAUAUAUACAUAUAUUUAAUAGGGCUAAUAAUUGUUUUGGGGGGAAGGAGUUAACUCUCCUGCCCAAGUGCCAUACCCCUCUGUUCAGAUCACAUACUCUGCCCACAACAGAGUGAUUUUAAAUAAAUACCAUCAGGAAAUCCGAUUAUUUCUCUGUUGCCUUAUGUCUAUUUGAGUCUUUACUAUCUUCUAGCCAAAGGGGCUCAGAACCCUGUAAAUUAGAUUUAUCAUCUUUAAACAUUUAUGUAUGCUGAAAAGAAAAAUUGGGAGGGAGAGCCCCUGUAAGAGUCAGUCAACUUUGAAUACCAUUUAUUGUGACAGAAAUUAUGCUGCACUGCAUUAAUUGCUAAUCAUUCAUUGACUGUUCCAGUGCUAUGAUUUUUCAUUAUAGUUACAUGAAUAUAAAGUUAUGUGUUAAUUAUUGUGAAAUUUUAGAAGUGCAGCAAAUUCCUGUCUAUGUAUCAUGUUAACAAUUCUACUUAUUGUGAAGUAUUAUGUGCCAAAUGUUAGCUCAAAUUCAUUGUUAAUUUGUUUUGUGGUCUUUUCAUCAUAAACAUAAAAAACAUCCAUGGGUUUUAUUGAACUAAGAAUCAAGCAUGUAGCAAUCAUUUAAAAAUACAAGAAAUUGUUAUAAUAUUCAUGGGAGAAUUUCCAGGCACUUGGUUCCAUCUGAAUAACAAAUAGCUUAUUCAGUCUUUUAAUCUAUAACUCAAAAAUUUGCUUAAAAUAGAGAAUUCAGCUUAAUAGUAAUGUUUCACAUCACGAUGGUGAUAUGAUCAAACUGAAUUUGAAGUACCUUUGAAUUUGAAGUACCUAUUGAUUCUCCUCUACUUCAGUAAUGUGAAGAAACAGAAACUGGAUUAGUUGAAAAGGGACUGUUUCUAUUCUUUAAGCCAUGGAACUCAACACAACAGAGCUAUGAAAGCUUCUAAUAAGAAUGUACUAAUACAUCAGCUUAAUGUAAUCAGUAGCCUUAAAUCCUGGGGAGCCAGUACCAUAUUUUUAGGUAUCACCCCUUUGCAAUGCUGAAUAUUGCCAAUUCCAUAACACAUCUAGUUAGCUCAGGCAUCCGAGUGCCUAGGAUUUUUCCUGCCUUGUAUAUUCUUGUUCUGAUUUUAAAAAAUAAAAAAGGUUGGUUAUGGUAA
Messenger RNA from Sphaerodactylus townsendi, 3273 nucleotides. It is a transcript of the gene PTGFR, whose product is annotated as prostaglandin F receptor. Lineage: Eukaryota; Metazoa; Chordata; Lepidosauria; Squamata; Sphaerodactylidae. Gene Ontology annotation, biological process: inflammatory response; positive regulation of cytosolic calcium ion concentration; adenylate cyclase-activating G protein-coupled receptor signaling pathway. Gene Ontology annotation, molecular function: prostaglandin F receptor activity. Gene Ontology annotation, cellular component: plasma membrane. The record is from RefSeq and is a predicted model, not a curated record.